Rhodofomes roseus is the source of this 1518-nucleotide messenger RNA. RefSeq lists its product as uncharacterized. Bases 203 to 1162 code for a protein of 319 amino acids. The transcript is spliced from 2 exons. The record is from RefSeq and is a predicted model, not a curated record. Lineage: Eukaryota; Fungi; Basidiomycota; Agaricomycetes; Polyporales; Fomitopsidaceae.
AGGAAGGGAUCCCUUAGAGUCGUAGUUGUGCAGCACUUGCAGCGGCGCACGCCCAGUCUCUGCGACUAUUCGAACGCGUGCCCUUCGCAAUGUGGUCUUCGUGCAAUGGUACAAAAGGGAGCGCGGCUGCCGGUCUGGAAUUCAUCCCUGAGCCCCUUCCCCGCCCGCGCUCUCCCCUUCCGAUUUCUGACUCAAAUCCGUCAUGUUCCCGCCUUACUACUACUCUGCAUCAAACCCACAGUGGGCUCCAGAGGAACCGAUGCUCGAUUCCGUGCUCCUUACUGGCAACACCUCGGAGCUCGAGCUACGGCUUGGCUCUCUCGAGAGCGCGGGUCCGCCCAUGGUAGGACCAUCCGCCCUGCUUGGACCAGCGCACGAUCCGUUUCCUUGGCACGACCCGAUGGAGAGCGCGACUCAGUCUGUGCUAUCUGAUUUCGAUGGCACCUCUCCGUGGCUCACAGACAGCACCUGGGGGACCACUAACAACACAGAUUGGCUGAGACAGCCAUCAUGCCGUUCGACGAGCCACGUCGACUCAGUUGCCUGGGCUGGCGCCCCACCGUCUGGAUCCCGGUCUCAUCCGCCAAUACCCAUCCUCUCUGAGGGUUCAGCGCUUGAGGGCUUCACGCGUCGACAGCGCAAACCGCGCCAGGAUCCCUACGCUCGCGCAGGACAGCAUUCAUCGCCCUCUGCCGUCUUGUCUUCCCCCGGCUCGUCAACAUCGGCGUCGACAUCGCUUUACGCAUCUUCUCCCGCUCUAUCUCCCGCUGCACCCGGCCGCCUACCAACGCUCCGAUUAAUGUCUUCUAGGGCACGAAACGCCCAGUUCAGUCUCUCCCGGGACGACAUUGACCGGAUCCUGGGAGAGGCAAGACCUCCCACAACGACGUGCCCGUGUUGCGAGAAGCGCAUCGUUCAUGGGGGUCUCGAGCGGCACCUCGAAACUCACAUCUCGGAUGUCAGAGAGGACGUCUUCCAUUGCAUCGGAAGACCUCCCGAAUUGCAGCCCUUGGACGGAGUGCAGCGCGAGCAGUAUCUGCACCCGACAACAGGUGAGGUGCUCGUGGGGGGCUGCGGCGCCGGCUUUAGCAGGCGCGACGCGUAUCUACGGCAUCUCAGGCUGCGCAAGGGGUCGUGCCUCUCUCAAGUGGACACCUGGUGAAGACGCCAGGCGGGCGGGACUCGGUAGGAACGAUAGUGAUUCUUGUAUACAAUACUUGCAUUGGAUCUGCUACGCAUAGGACAUCACGCUGCUACGACUUGAACGACGACGACCUUCAUGAUACCAGAUACCAUAGAGCGUUUCACGUACUUCGCAUUCAUUCGCGUUUCCUGGACGAGCGCGCUGUUGUAUUGUCGCUUCGCUUCGCAGUACUAUCCCUCGAGGGUAAUCAGACCAUAGUUAUUUGGAUCUCGUUGAGGUUUCGAGCGACAAUAAGGCUUAAGCACGACGCGAUCGCAUUGCCGGAUCCGAGACACGCUGUGACACGACGCGUCAAGAGGACUCAAGACUCAACG